Molecule: messenger RNA, 456 nt
Organism: Lizanozyma spartinae
Lineage: Eukaryota; Fungi; Ascomycota; Pichiomycetes; Serinales; Debaryomycetaceae
Exons: 2
Coding region: 1-456 (151 amino acids)
Source: RefSeq, a predicted model, not a curated record
AUGGGUUCAUCAGCAUCAAGACCUGAAACAAAGGUCUUUACUCCCGCUGCCCCAGUGGAUUUCAGUGCAUCCUUCUUGUCACAGUUGGAAGCUUCAGCAGAAUCUGAUUAUUCUCGUGCUCAACAUACAGAAAAGUACAUCCAAGAACGAGUACUGGCAGAAUUGGCAAAAUUGGAAGCAGAGGCCGGCAAUCGUUUCCAUAAUGCUGUUGAUGGCAGUUUAUUGAAUAAUUAUGAUAAGGAGGAUUCCAAACUAUCUGUAAGUGAAGCAGAUGGUAAAAUCACUGCUUUAACAAAAGCUUUAAAGGAAAACAUUGAAUUGGCUAAAGUACAUGUCCCAGAAGCUACAAGAGAAGCAAGAGAAGCAGUUAUUAGUUGUUUAAAGGAGAACUCUGGUAAACCUUUAAAUUGUUGGGAAGAAGUUAGUCAAUUCAAGAAGUUAACUAAAGAUUUUUGA